UUCCUAUAGUCCAUGGCCCGUGCGCGCGACCCACUGACACGUGCGCUUGUUUACGUUCCUGGCACAGGCCGUGACGUCACCCCCGGUGAGGAAAGUGUUUUGUUGAGUUCCCGGUAGGCUGCAGCUGAUAGGAGGGGGUUACGCAGGACGGCGAGCCUUACAAGGGCUAUGACAGCGUUAGCCAGCAGCUUGACUGAAAGAACGAAGACAAGGAGGAGGGAGAAGGGCCCGUCGGCUGUCAACAAAGCGCGUCACGUGACGUGCGAGCGAGGCCGCUGAUGACAAUAGAAGGCAAAAGCGGCUGAGAUCCGGCAUCACCGAGAGCAGAGCACUGAGUGACAGGGUCCAAGGAUUCCUCCGCCGCUAGCGCGGACGCACACGGGCCACCCCAAAAGGACCUAAUGCCGCAGCGGUGAGGGAAGGGGGAUUCUGGGAGCCAUGUCUAUCAGCCUGGAGGAUACGCUGGAGUCGGACUGGGUUGCUGUUCGGCCUAAUGUAUUCGAGGAGAAGGAGAGGCGCAAGUUCGUGUUUAUUGUGGCCUGGAAUGAGGUGGAAGGCAAGUUCGCCAUCACCUGCCACAACCGGACGGCGCAGAGGCAGCGGAGCGCAGAGAAGACGGCGGGUCGUAGUCCGGCCAAGCAACUGCAGCCGAGGGAGAGCCCCACAGAGAGCCCCGCAAGGAAGGCCCGCGAGGAGCCGGAGGAGGAGGACGACGAGUGCAGCAGCUGGGCCGGACUCUUCUCUUUUCUGGACCUGAGGGCCGUCCAUCAGCAGCUGUGCUCAGUUGACAGCGACCUGGAACCCUGUCUGCCCUCCUUCCCCGAGGAGCCCUCCGGCGUCUGGUCCGUACUCUUUGGCUCCCCUGAGCUGAACGAGGCUGAAGUGGAGGAACUGGGCCGCCUGCUGCGCCUCUACCUGGGCCAUGCGCUCGACACUUGCGGCUGGAAGAUCCUCUCACAAGUCCUGUUCGCUGACUCCGACGACCCCGAGGAAUAUUACCAGAGUCUCAGCGAGCUGCGCCACAAGGGCUACGAGGAGCGGCUGCACAGGGCCCGCAAGAGACUCCAACAGUUGUUGGAAAAGCACAAAACCACAGAAGUUAUGGUCGACUUACUGGACUUGUAUCAGCUGGAGGAUGAAGCCUACAGUAAUGUUGUAGAAGCAACCACUGAACUGUACCAGUAUCUGCUACAGCCAUUCAGAGAUAUGAGGGAGCUGGCAAUGUUGAGGAGGCAGCAGAUUAAGAUCUCACUUGAGAAUGAUUACUUGGGUCCAAGACGAAUAGAGAGCCUUAAAAAAGAAGAUGCUGACUGGCAAAAGAAAGCUCACAUGGCAGUUCUUUCAAUUCAGGAUCUAACCGUCAAAUACUUUGAAAUUACAGCUAAAGCUCAGAAAGCUGUGUUCGAUCGGAUGCGAGGAGACCAAAAAAAGUUUGGAAAGACAGCCUGGACUGCAGCAGUUGAGCGUGUGGAAAAGCUUCAGUAUGGGGUUGCUAAAGAAACCUUGCAACUGAUGCGAGCAAAAGAAAUUUGUUUAGAGCAAAAGAAGCAUGCCCUGAAAGAUCAGAUGCAGAGCUUGCAGGGCGGAACAGAGGCCAUCGCCGUGCUCAAUCAAUUAGAAGCCGACUAUUAUGAUCACCAGCUCCAGUUAUAUGAAGUGCAGUUUGAGAUACUGAAGUGUGAAGAACUGCUGCUAACCGCUCAACUGGAAAGCAUUAAAAGACAGAUAUCAGAGAAAACAGAUGAAGUGGUUUAUUACGAUACAUAUGAAAGCAUGGAGGCAAUGCAGGCAACUGAAGAUAUGGCAGCUUCUAUCCAUUUACAAAGGGAAGAGUUGCAUAAGCUUCAGGUGAAAGUGCGUCAGCUUGAAGCCAAGCGUGGCCGCAUUUCAGCCAAGAAAGCCUACCUCAGAAAUAAAAAGGAAAUUUGCAUUGCAAAACACAGUGAAAAGAUCCAGCAACGACUUCAGAGUGAUGAGGAAUACAGAACACAUCAUGAUGCACAGCUAAAGCGAGACAAACAAGAUGAAGAGGAACAGAAAAACACAUGGGUUAGUCAAGAACGUCAGAAAACACUGGACAGGCUGCGAACCUUUAAACAGCGCCACCCUGGACAAGUGGUACUAAAAUCGACUAGGUUGCGUUUCUCUCAUGAAAGAAGGAGAAGUACAGUACGGGCAACCUCAUCUGCUGAUGCACCACGGUCCCUUUCUGUUAGUAUUCAGACGCAAGGAUCCUCGGACCUAGGAGACCCUGAAGUGUUACAACCCAUAAAGGCCACGAAACCAGAAAACACAACACAGCUUGAAGAUAGUUCAUUACCUCCUAAUGCCAUUACCUCCGAAUUGCCUGUAAUGUCUUCUCUUCCUACUUUUACACAUGAAAAACUUGAACCAGAAAUACAGCCAAGCUCCUUGCCUGCAUCACCUCCUCCACCGCCUCCUCCACCUCCACUGCCCCCUUCUAAGCAAGAUACUGACACAUUAGAUAUAAGAGUUAUUCAUGUAAAGAAGGAAACGGAGGAAAAGGAGGCUGCUAAGCCAGUAUCUGGCCCAUUGUCACAGUUAUUUGACGGCAAUCAGCUUCUCAAUGCCCGGAAGAGGCUGAAGAAAACAGGGGCCCUAGAGGACAUACAAAGAAGCAGAGUGAGCUCGCCAAUGGAUGAAGUUCUAGCAUCCCUAAAACGUGGCAGUUUUCAAUUGAAGAAAGUGGAGCAGAGAGCGUUACCACCUUUUCCUGAUGAAGAUGACAGCAAUAACAUUUUGGCUCAAAUCAGAAAGGGGGUUAAACUGAAGAAAGUUCAGAAAGAGGCUUUAAGAGAAUCAUUCACCCUUCUCCCUGAUACUGACCCACUAACUCGCAGCAUUCAUGAAGCACUGAGGCGCAUUAAGGAAGCAUCUCCGGAUUCAGAGGAUGAAGAGGACAGUUUGCCUGGCACAGACUGGGAGAACUAACUGGGGAAUCAACCCACUGGUGUAUGGAGUUUGUGGGGGAGCAGAUCUGAACAGCAGAUGGUGAGCAAAAAAAGAAGAACCAGAAAAGAAAUGCAGUACUUUAUAUUUAAGAACAGAGGAUUUUGUAAUAGCCAAGAAAAAAAAAUAUAUGUGGACCACAGAGUUGGAGUAACGAAUUUAGUACUAGACCAUUCAUACAGAAUUGCUGAAGCUCUUCUUGCAUCCGAAGCACUUUUAUCUUCAAAAUGAAGCUUGAAAUGAUUGGCCAGUCAUAAGGUGAGGGUAUUUUUAGGAACACUACACUGACCCCUCUAUUUUUGAAGUAUCAUAGUAUGGAGGACUAUAUAUCAUUGCACUGAAUCCAUUUUAAUCAAAGAAAUCAUCAAGGAAAAGCCUAUUCCUGGCAUCUUCAGCUUCCUUUACAGAAGACUCUGUACAAUAACAGCAGGUCAUGCCCUGGAUGUGUUUGACCUUUAUUUCUAGAAGAGGUCAAUAGUAGACGGUAACCACAUCACUGAAUACCUCUCCUGAAUAUAAAUUGCCCAUAUCUCAUUUGCAUUCUGGUGAAAGCAUGUGCUCGUCCACUUCCAGGACUCUUGUGGCUUUUGGGGAUGUACUCCAAUAAUUAGGUUUAGCUGCUCACAGAUGCUAUAAAAAGCUAUCAACUAUACAGCGUGGUAAUAAGCAAGUAGGUUUGGUCUUUUUACUAUCAUUUUUAUUGG
Messenger RNA from Xenopus laevis (African clawed frog), 3674 nucleotides. RefSeq names its product junction mediating and regulatory protein, p53 cofactor S homeolog (gene jmy.S). The coding region runs from base 439 to 2952 and encodes 837 amino acids. The transcript is spliced from 11 exons. The record is from RefSeq and is a predicted model, not a curated record. NCBI's taxonomy places the organism in Eukaryota, Metazoa, Chordata, Amphibia, Anura, Pipidae.